This is a messenger RNA of Dermacentor andersoni, 676 nucleotides long. RefSeq lists its product as uncharacterized. NCBI's taxonomy places the organism in Eukaryota, Metazoa, Arthropoda, Arachnida, Ixodida, Ixodidae. The record is from RefSeq and is a predicted model, not a curated record.
CACCGUCGGCUCCAGUCAGGUUACACGCAGUGACCUCUGAUUGACGUCGGCCUCUAAGGCGUUUAGGAGCCGGACCAGCUAAGAAAUGGCUGAAGACACCAGGGGUGCGCCUAAAUAUGUUUCCCAGUCGAAGAACGAUCGUGGAAGCAUUCCAGCGAGAUCCUCCUCGAGCGACCAACGUGGUCGACCGGCUUCGGAACGCGAAGGCAGCAGCAAGGACAAAACCGAUAGUGGGCAUGCUCCUGCUGUCGCCAAAAAGCCGGGCUUUCCCGAUGCUGCGCUUGCUACAAGCAAAUCUGAUCAGCAGGAGACCGUCUCAAGCAGUUCACCCGGCGUUGCUUCAUCGUCGAGCAACACGCAAGCCAAGACACUCAGCAGCCCUUACUACGAAUCGGGGUCAAAUUCUGGGCGGACCCCAGAGUCACCGUACGGUAUUUCUGAGACUGAACGACUUCUGGCCGAGCUGACAGUGCUCAGGGGUCGCAAGAUGCCCCUGGACGAGAGCCAGCUUCCAGUGAGCCCCAUGCUGGAGCGAGGGCGCACGGCCUCCAAGGGACGGAGGGUGUCCAUCGACAUGUUACCCACCAUCGGCCUCAUCUCUCCUCGGAGCGCGCUUCGUCCGCCCGAACCUAGAGUGACGUCGGCGAGUCAAGGUGCCCCUACCGCCCCAUCAUAG